Benincasa hispida (wax gourd) is the source of this 1310-nucleotide messenger RNA. RefSeq names its product orotidine 5'-phosphate decarboxylase. The record is from RefSeq and is a predicted model, not a curated record. Lineage: Eukaryota; Viridiplantae; Streptophyta; Magnoliopsida; Cucurbitales; Cucurbitaceae.
CUUCGAACUUGUGGGGCAAGCAGAGGAAAGAGAAGAAAGAAACAUAAAACAAGAAUUUGAUUUGAUGGGGGUGGGGAGUAUUGGGCAACCAUUCGAAAAAUUGGUGGCUUGGGAUUCAUUUACGAUCGGCUCUCAGAUUCUUUGUCCACUAAAUUACAGAUUUUAUGGAUUGUAAUUGCCCGCCUUUCUCAACUAAACUACUCCAUAUUCACUUCCCUCCAUCUCCGCCCUCUGCAUUUGAUCUUCAUCUGCAUCUUCACCAGGUCAAUGAAGUGCCUCUUAUAUGGAAAUUCUAUGAUGGUUCAGUCAUGUUGACGGUACAUUCUCCGGGAGCUAACAAGAAAUUUCUGGCAUGUCUAGACUCUAUUCCGCUGCCUGAGGCAUCUCAUGCUAAUUCCCUUAUUUGUAGUACCUCAGUUUCUCUGUGCCCUCUAAAGAGUUCUUGCAACACCAUUUUACACAAUCCCUCAUCUUUCAAGAGGUGUACUCAAUUGAAUACUCAUUGUGUUUUGAACCGAUUCGCUUUCAGAAGAUGGCUAUGCCGCUCAGAUAGUUCCGCACCUCCUUCAGAUGACGAGUUUCGCUCUUCGCGCAACAUAGCUAUCAGUUUGUUCAGACGAUAUCGGAACUUUGUUGAUCGAGGAGGAGGUGACAACCUAAAGGAUUUCAUCAGUGCUGGAGUGAAUGCAUAUGCACUUGGUUGUACUGAUGAAGGAUUAAGAAAAGAACUUAUUGAUAUGAAGGAAUCUGGUCUUGAAAUUGAAGUAAUGCAGAGUUUUGGUGGAAGCACUGGUUUGAAAUCCAAAAUUAUCUCAAGGGAGAUUGAAGAAUGCAUUCUAUGGUUGAGCAUUAUAUUCAUUACCAUCUUGUGUACACCACAACCAACUGUAGUUAGAUGGUCAUCAACACCUCCGGUGUCAGAUGAAGUAAGGCUUCAGUGGAAAGGCUUUUGUGCUCUCAUUGCCAAUGCAUAUUAUGUACGGGGCAUGGCAUGGCUGCCUGUAAAGACUCUACAACUUGAGCAAGUGGCAGUGGUGGGACGAGCUGAGGAACCUUCAAUAGUCGCUAGCCGAAUGCGCAUAGUGUUCAGUACGCUUGAGGUAGUUAGUCCACAAUGGCCUAAAGCAUGAUGCUACUUAACCAGAGAUCCUUCUGCCAGAAAACUUGCCUAGCUACCGCACCCCGAUUAAACUUGUAGAUUGUGGAUAAGUUGAACUCAACAUUCUCUCUGGCUCAAUUUAUAGUAAAUUUGUGUACUAUUCUUUAAGCAGUUCUCUUUCCUUUCAAAUGAUAUUUCUUGUUAAAGUUCA